Vicia villosa (hairy vetch) is the source of this 1703-nucleotide messenger RNA. RefSeq lists its product as uncharacterized. The coding region runs from base 265 to 1392 and encodes 375 amino acids. The record is from RefSeq and is a predicted model, not a curated record. The transcript has 3 exons. Lineage: Eukaryota; Viridiplantae; Streptophyta; Magnoliopsida; Fabales; Fabaceae.
CCUAAAAAAAAAAGAAGUAACCUCUCACGUUUUCAGCUUUCAGCUUAUCUUCCUCUAACCUCUUGAACUUGCUUUGACGUCAACAAGGCUAUGUUUGGAUAUCAUAAAAUCAACGGAGCGGAAUGGAGCGGAGCGGAGUGGGAUGGAGCGGAGUGGAACGGAGCGGAACGAAGAUACCAUUCCAUUGUUUGGAAAUUUUAGGACGGAACAAGUUAAGUUGUUCCUUCCGCCCAAAUCGGAGGGUAAGAAAAAUGGUGGUAAGUGAUGGAAUGGAAUGGAAUCCAUACCACUCUAUUCCGCUCCGUUCCAUCCGUUUUUAAAUUAUCCAAACAAUGGAAUAUCAUUUUAUUCCAUCCCAUUCCGCUCCGCUCCAUCCGGUUCCAUCAAUCCAAACAAAGCCUUAUUGUAAUUAUGGCAGAAAAUUCGGGAUGUCGUGGCCGAGGUAGGCCUAAGAGAAAUGCUGAAGCACCUCUGGAAUUUAAUGAAGACGGGUGGAAGCAGAUGAUGCCAGUAAUGCAAGAACAAACAGCUGUUAUUGCUAAUUUAAUUAAUUUGGUUCAAUCUCUUCCUCCGCCUCUGCCUGAAAACCCGAAUCGGUUCUUCUUUGACAUUUUCCAACUCAACCCUCCGUCUUUCGCUGGAGGGGACCAUCCGUUGGAAGCCCAAUCUUGGAUAAGAGAACUGAAUAAGAUUUUCAAAAUCGUGCAAUGCACGGACGAACAAAAGGUAAAAUUUGCCGCGUUUAUGCUUAAGGGAGCAGCGGAUUAUUGGUGGGAAUGGGAAGAAGCCAGCAUGAUAGCCAAGGGAAAGGCCAUAGACUGGGAAUGUUUUCAAGAAGUGUUCCUUGAUUGGUAUUUUCCAAAGUUUCUACGGGCGCGGAAGGAACAAGAAUUUAUUGAAAUUCAGCAAGGUGAUAUGUCUGUGGCGGAGUAUGUGGCUGAAUUCGAAGAGUUGGCUAGGUUUGCAUCCCGUUCUUUUUACGCCUCGAAUGAGGAGUGGAAGAUUAAGAUUUUUGAAAAAGGAUUAAGGUCUGAUAUCAGAAUCAGCUUAGCCCCACAUAAGUUCACAAACUAUACCUCAUUAGUGCAUGAGAGUUUCAUCGCGGAAGAGUGUUUGAAGAAGAUUGAUGAAGAAUGCCAACAGGAAUGGGAGCAGUCCGAGAGUCAGAGUCCGAGUCCGAGUAAAUAUUCUCAACAUCUGAAGGUCAGAGUUUCUCAGAACAAAGGCAAACAAGUCCGAAACUCGAAUUCGCCUCGGGCGAGUAAGUGUUAUGAAUGUGGGAAGAAUCAUGUUGGAGAAUGUCUGGCUGGAAAGAAUGUGUGUUUUUGGUGCAAGCAGCCUGGACAUGUGAUUCAGAACUGCCUUGUGCUACAAGCAAAAGGAAGUAGCUAAAGGAAGAAAUGUUUCACAAUAUCAAGGUUCAGCUGCUGCUACUGAAAUGAAGAUAGAGAAAGUAAAAUGUGAUUGCCAAAAGUUUAUGGAAUCAAUGGAAGAAAAUGAAUGAAAACUUGCAUUACUCACUUGUGAAAUUUUCUUUUUAACCCAAUGUUGAAUGCUUGAUGAUCUUGAGUAAUAUAUAGCCUAUAGCUUUUUUCUUCUUUUGGACAAGUUUAAAAAUGUUUCCUAGAUAAAGAGCAACAAAAUAGAAACGUCAAAAAAAUAAUUAGAAUGUUAUUGUUAAUUGAUAAAUAUUAAUAUUAUUA